UUGAUCUCUUCUGACCUGCUCGAUUAUGCUCGCCAAGUGCAAGUUCAUGCUGAGCUCAACAAGUGGGAGAAAACACUGAAGAAAAUUCAUGCCGUGCUGGAGGAUGCGGAGGAGAAGCAGAUGGAAAACCAAGUGGUGAAGAUAUGGCUCGACGACCUCAGAGACUUGGCUUAUGAUGUGGAGGACAUCCUGGACGAAUUGGCCACUGAAGCUUUGGGGCGGAAGUUGAUGGCGGAAACUCAACCCAGUACAAGUAAGUUCCGGAGCCUUAUCCCUUCUUGUUGUACUAGCUUCACUCCAAGUGCUAUUAAGUUCAAUGUUAAGAUGAGGUCCAAGAUAGAGAAGAUCACUGAAAGGUUGCAAGAUAUUUCUUCACAGCAAAAUAAUCUCCUUUUAACUGAAAAAGUUACCGGGAAAAGGUCCGCCAAAGCAACAGAAAUACUACCCACCACUUCUUUGGUAGAUGAAUCGCGUGUUUGUGGUAGGGAAACCGAUAAAGCAGCCAUACUCGACUUGUUGCUCCACGAUCAUGAGCCAAGUGAUGACGCAGUCCGUGUCAUUCCCAUAAUUGGCAUGGGAGGCGUGGGCAAAACUACUCUUGCUCAGCUUGCCUACAACGAUGACAAAGUGGAGAGUCAUUUUGAUCUAAGAGUUUGGGCUUGUGUCUCUGAUGAUUUUGAUGUCUUGAGGGUAACAAAGACAAUUGUUCAGUCUGUUGCUUCUGAUAUGUCCGAUUUCAACGAUCUCAACCUGCUUCAAGUCAAACUGAAAGAGAAACUCUCUGGAACAAAGUUUCUUCUUGUUUUAGACGAUGUUUGGAAUCAGAAUUGUGAUAAAUGGGAUACUUUGUACGCUCCAAUGAGGACUGGAGCACAAGGCAGCAGGGUUAUUGUCACAACUCGUAAUCAAGGGGUUGUAUCAGCCAUCGGAGCCAGCUCAGCCUAUCCCCUCAAGGAGUUAUCCAAUGAUGAGUGCUUGUCUUUGCUUGCCCAGCAAGCAUUAGGUACAAGAAACUUCCAUAAUCAUCCACACCUGAGAGUUGUUGGUGAAGAAAUAGUGAAAAAGUGCAAAGGGCUACCUUUGGCUGCAAAGGCCUUGGGAGGAAUGUUGCGCACAAAACUGAAUCGUGAUGCGUGGGAGGAUAUACUGAAAAGCAAGAUAUGGGACUUACCAGAUCAAGAGAAUAACACUAUUCUUCCAGCUCUCAAAUUGAGUUAUCAUCAUCUUCCUUCACAUUUGAAGUGCUGCUUUGCUUAUUGCUCUAUAUUUCCGAAGGACUACGAAUUCGAUGUGGAUGAAUUAGUCUUGCUGUGGAUGGGAGAGGGAUUCUUGCAUCAAGUAAAUAGACAGAAGCAAAUGGAGGAGAUAGGCACCGAAUUCUUUCAUGAAUUAUUUGCAAGGUCAUUUUUCCAACAAUCAAAUCAUAGUUCAUCACAAUUUGUGAUGCAUGAUCUUGUUCAUGAUCUUGCUCAAUUCGUUGCUGGAGGUGUAUGUUUUAAUUUGGAGGAAAAAAUUGAAAAUAAUCAGCAACAUACUAUUUGUGAAAGAGCUCGUCAUUCAGGUUUCACUCGGCAAGUUUACGAGGUUGUUGGAAAAUUUAAAGCCUUUGAUAAAGUGAAGAACCUACGCACGUUAAUAGUAUUAUCAAUCAUGAAGUAUCCAUUUGGAUAUAUAUCUAAGCAGGUGGUACAUGACCUAAUAAUGCCAAUGAGAUGCUUAAGGGUACUAUCUUUGGCUGGUUAUUGCAUGGGUGAAGUACCAAGUUCGAUUGGUGAGUUAAUACAUCUGCGUUAUCUCAAUUUUUCCGAAUCUAAUAUACAAAGUCUACCUAAUUCAGUGGGCCAUCUUUAUAAUUUACAAACGUUGAUAUUACGUGGUUGUCGUCAACUUACCAAAUUGCCUACAGGGAUUGGAAAGCUGAAAAACCUUCGGCACCUUGAUAUUACGGGUACAAGUCAACAACUAGAAAUGCCUUUCCAAUUAAGCAACCUCACAAAUUUGCAAGUGUUGACUAGGUUCAUUGUGAGCAAAAGUAGAGGGGUCGGAAUUGAAGAACUCAAGAAUUGUUCGAACCUCCAAGGAGUGCUUUCUAUUUCUGGGUUGCAAGAGGUAGUGGAUGUUGGAGAGGCAAGAGCUGCUAAUUUAAAAGAUAAAAAAAAAAUUGAAGAGUUGACGAUGCAGUGGAGUAAUGACUGUUGGGAUGCACGAAACGAUAAACGUGAAUUACGUGUCUUGGAGUCCUUGCAGCCUCGUGAAAAUUUAAGAAGGCUCACAAUUGCAUUUUAUGGUGGAUCCAAAUUUCCAAGUUGGUUAGGAGAUCCCUCAUUCUCAGUAACGGUGGAACUAACUCUCAAAAAUUGCAAAAAAUGCACGUUAUUACCAAAUCUGGGUGGGCUAUCGAUGCUCAAGGUUUUGUGUAUUGAAGGUAUGAGCGAAGUUAAAAGCAUAGGUGCUGAAUUUUAUGGAGAGAGUAUGAAUCCUUUUGCAUCUUUGAAGGAGUUGAGGUUUGAGGAUAUGCCAGAAUGGGAAAGUUGGUCUCAUUCUAAUCUCAUUAAGGAAGAUGUGGGAACAUUUCCCCAUCUUGAAAAGUUUUUGAUAAGGAAAUGUCCAAAACUGAUUGGGGAAUUACCGAAAUGCCUGCAGUCCCUAGUAGAGCUUGAAGUGUUAGAAUGUCCGGGAUUGAUGUGUGGGCUUCCAAAACUUGCAUCUCUCCGUGAAUUAAAUUUAAAAGAAUGUGAUGAGGCAGUGUUGGGAGGUGCUCAGUUUGAUCUUCCAUCCCUCGUUACUGUAAAUCUCAUCCAGAUUUCAAGAUUGGCAUGUUUGAGGACCGGAUUUACUAGAUCCUUGGUAGCCUUGCAAGAAUUGAAGAUACACGGUUGUGAUGGGCUGACAUGUUUGUGGGAGGAGCAAUGGCUGCCUUGCAAUCUUAAAAAAUUGGAAAUACGUGAUUGUGCUAAUCUGGAGAAGCUGUCGAAUGGAUUGCAAACUCUCACACGUCUUGAAGAGCUGGAGAUACGGAGUUGCCCCAAACUAGAGUCAUUUCCUGAUUCGGGUUUCCCACCAAUGCUAAGACGCCUUAAGUUGUUCUAUUGUGGGGGUCUAAAAUCGCUGCCUCAUAACUACAACUCAUGUCCGCUUGCAGUCUUGACGAUUUACGGUUCUCCAUUUCUCAAAUGCUUCCCAAAUGGUGAGCUACCCACCACACUCAAGAAGCUUUAUAUUUGGGAUUGUCAAAGUCUUGAGUCUCUACCAGAGGGGCUGAUGCACCACAAUUCGACCUCCAGCAGCAACACUUGUUGUCUUGAAGAUUUGUGGAUAAGGAAUUGUUCCUCUCUUAAUUCCUUUCCAACAGGGGAGUUACCCUCUACUCUCAAGAAACUUACUAUUGUUCGAUGCACAAACUUGGAGUCAGUGUCACAGAAAAUUGCACCCAACAGUACAGCCCUAGAGUAUUUACAACUUGAGUGGUAUCCAAAUCUGGAAAGCCUACAAGGAUGCCUUGACAGCCUUCGGCAGCUGAGAAUAAAUGUUUGUGGAGGUCUGGAGUGCUUUCCAGAAAGAGGCUUGUCCAUCCCUAACCUCGAAUUCCUUGAAAUUGAGGGAUGUGAGACUCUUAAAUCUCUAACACAUCAAAUGAGAAACCUCAAAUCUCUGCGCAGCUUGACCAUAUCCGAAUGCCCAGGAUUGAAGUCCUUUCCGGAAGAGGGUUUGGCCCCUAACCUAACAUCACUUGAGAUCGCUAACUGUAAGAAUCUGAAAACGCCCAUAUCUGAGUGGGGCCUCGACACCCUCACCUCUCUUUCUAAAUUGACUAUUAGGAACAUGUUUCCAAAUAUGGUUUCCUUCCCCGAUGAAGAGUGUCUUCUUCCCAUUUCUCUCACCUCCCUUAAAAUCAAAGGAAUGGAAUCCCUAGCCUCCUUGGCUCUCCACAACCUCAUCUCUCUUCGAUUCUUACAUAUCAUAAAUUGCCCUAACCUCCGAUCCUUAGGGCCGCUUCCUGCAACACUUGCAGAACUUGACAUAUAUGAUUGUCCUACCAUAGAAGAAAGAUACUUAAAGGAGGGAGGAGAAUAUUGGUCCAACGUCGCCCACAUUCCCCGCAUAUCUAAAGGUAGUUGA
This is a messenger RNA of Vitis vinifera (wine grape), 4119 nucleotides long. RefSeq names its product putative disease resistance RPP13-like protein 1. The record is from RefSeq and is a predicted model, not a curated record. The transcript has a single exon. Gene Ontology annotation, molecular function: ADP binding. NCBI's taxonomy places the organism in Eukaryota, Viridiplantae, Streptophyta, Magnoliopsida, Vitales, Vitaceae. Gene Ontology annotation, biological process: defense response to other organism. Bases 121 to 4119 code for a protein of 1332 amino acids.